This is a messenger RNA of Nicotiana tabacum (common tobacco), 1806 nucleotides long. RefSeq names its product premnaspirodiene oxygenase-like. Lineage: Eukaryota; Viridiplantae; Streptophyta; Magnoliopsida; Solanales; Solanaceae. Gene Ontology annotation, molecular function: monooxygenase activity; iron ion binding; heme binding. The record is from RefSeq and is a predicted model, not a curated record.
AAUAAUGUAGUAGCCAGCUGAUACAUUAUUAGACACAUGAAAGCAUGGGAUAUAAUAUUAAUCAAUGCAUAUAUUGACUAAUUAAUAUCUCUCGCAUAGGAAAGCUACUCUAUUUUAUAUUAGUUGGUCUUGCCAAGAAGCUGAUAAAUUAGAAAGAGAUGCUAGUAAAUUUGUCAUACCAAUCUAGAUCUGUGAUUUGUCUAGUCAACAUAAUAAUGGAAGCUUCUUUCUUCAUUAUCAUCUUCCUCUUUUUCCUACCAAUGAUGUUCAUAUUCAUCAAGGAUCACAAAAGAGGGCGAAAAAACUUGCCUCCGGGACCAUGGAAGCUCCCACUCAUUGGGAACUUGCAUCAGCUGGGAAUUAGCUCCCCCCAUGUUGCUCUCAAGGAAUUAGCUGAGAAAUAUGGACCUUUGAUGCACCUAAAACUAGGUGAAUGUUCAACUAUUGUCAUAUCAUCGUAUGAAAUGCUGAAAGAAGUGAUAAGAAUAAGUGAUAUCGUGUUUGCAAAUAGGCCGGAUCUCCUUCUCUCAACUAUGAUGUACGAUGGUGGAGACAUCGGUUUUGCUCCCUACGGUGAUUACUGGAAACAAAUGCGCAAAAUUUGCAUUUUAGAGCUCCUAAGUCCAAGAAGGGUUCGGUCGACUUAUCCUCUAAUGGAGGAAGAGAUUUCGCGCUUAGUUAAAUCUAUCAAGGCCUCAGGCGCAUGUACCCCAAUUAAUAUGUCUGAAUGUUUUAAAACGCUCACUUGUGCUAUUGUUUGCAGAGCUUCAGUUGGAAUGGCUAAUAAAGAUUCCGACUCAUUGAUUUUGGCAGCAAAAGAAGCAACAACUAUCGGAGGACUCUUAAAUAUCCCAGAUUUGUUCCCUUCCCUCAAGUUUCUUCCGUAUAUCACAGGAUCCAAGCAAAAACUAGUUAAAAUGCAUCAAGUAUGUGAUCGUCUUCUUGAAGAAAUUGUUCGUGAACAUGAAGAUAGCAUACAAAGAAGUAACGGUGAACCAAUUGAUGAAGAAGAUCUUUUGCACGUUCUUCUAAGGCUUGGGGAAAAGGAGAGACACAAAUUUCAAAUCCCUAUAACAAGAGAUAACAUAAAGGCCAUAAUCUUGGAUAUGCUCAUUGCCGGAACUGAUACCACAGCAACUACAUUAGAAUGGACCAUGUCCGAAUUAAUGAAGAAUCCGACAAUCAUGAAAAAAGCUCAAGCUGAAGUAAGAGAAACUUUGAAAGGAAAGAAAAUAGUGGAUCAUAGUGAUAUUCAGAAUUUGAAAUACCUGAAAUUGGUAGUUAAGGAAACUCUAAGGUUUCAUCCUCCUGGUCCCUUGUCUGUACCUAGGGAAUCAAGAGAGGAGUGCGAGAUUAAUGGAUACGUUAUACCGAAUAAAACAAUAGCCCUAGUGAAUAUGUGGGCAAUGGGAAGGGAUCCCCAAUAUUGGCGUGAUCCAGAGAAAUUUGAGCCCGAGAGAUUCAACUUUAUAGAUGAUAUCAACAGAUCAAUUCCUCCUGAGUUCUUCGGAUUUGGAUUUGGGAGAAGAGCUUGUCCAGGAAUGUCAUUUGCUAUAGCAAACCUUGAGCUUACUCUGGCUAGAUUACUCUACCAUUUUGAUUGGAAACUUCCUAAUGGUAUAAAUCCCGAGGAAUUAGAUAUGACUGAAACUUUUGGUGCUGCCGUUGCAAGGAAAAAUAAUUUGCACUUGUUUGCUUCACCGUAUGAUUAUUAAUUAACCCCUCUCCAAUUGAUAAGAUUUGGUCUUCUCAGAUGUUGCUUGUCGUGCUUAGUAAUAAAGUUAAGUCUUUGAUUUCGCCUCUUUC